Molecule: messenger RNA, 1742 nt
Organism: Lactuca virosa
Lineage: Eukaryota; Viridiplantae; Streptophyta; Magnoliopsida; Asterales; Asteraceae
Source: the annotation of a GenBank genome assembly
CAGAAACUACACAUAUUACCGUUAACGUACUUUUAUCGAUCACUAAACCCUCAUCUUCUUGAUCCUUCAAGAACACGAUUUUUACAGCAAUUGAUGAUUAAUGAGUUGAAUUCACAAGUAGAUAAUCAGCAAUGUGGACGAACAAAGACUCAGCGAAUUCAACUCCAAGAGGAUUUCCGUUCUCCACACCUCAGCCGGAGAAGAAGCGAUGCUAUUCUUCAAACAUGUAUUCUUCUCCGCCAUUCCCGAUUCGGCAACCACCGUUGCCGGCGUCGGAGAAGAAAUGGGCACCACCGCAAUCCGGUAACAGUAAUAGUCUUUUCCAUGUCAUCCACAAAGUUCCCGCCGGUGAUUCUCCAUACGUCAGAGCCAAACAUGUUCAGUUAGUAGACAACAAUCCAAGCAAAGCUGUAUCAAUGUUUUGGGCUGCUAUUAAUUUGGGUGAUCGAGUUGAUAGUGCUUUAAAAGACAUGGCUGUAGUGAUGAAACAGUUGAACAGAUCAGAUGAAGCAAUCGAAGCCAUCAAAUCUUUUCGUCAUUUAUGUGCACUAGAUGCACAAGAGUCUCUCGACAACAUUCUUCUUGAAUUAUACAAGAGAUCAGGACGCAUUGAUGAACAGAUUGGAUUGCUUCAAUCAAAACUUAAGCAUAUUGAAGAAGCUACUUGCAUGAAUGGGAAUCGAACUAAGCUUGCUAGAUCACAAGGGAAGAAGAUUCAAAUCACCAUGGGACAAGAGUAUUCAAGAUUAUUAGGGAACUUGGCGUGGGCUCACUUGCAGCAAGACAAGUAUAAAUUAGCCGAAGAGAUAUAUCGAAAAGCGCUUUCGUUGGAACCUGAUAAGAACAAGAGGUGCAAUCUAGCGAUCUGUUUGAUGUACAUGGAGAAGAUGACGGAAGCGAAGUUUCUUCUGAGUACAGUGAAGGAUUCAAAUCGGAAUCGGGACUUUGAAGAAGAUUCAUACGCGAAAUCAUACGAGCGAGCGAUUCAAGUAAUGGAAGAAUUGGAAAUGGAAAAAAGACGUAACACCGGAAAUCAAUCGUCGUUCUCUUCGUUUCUCAGUAGACACAAAGACUCAGAUUCCAACGAGAAAGCGACGACAAGAGGAAAACGUAGCAAUUCCGUUUCCGAUCCCGGAUUCCGUCGCGCUUAUGCAUCUCCGUCGCCGAUCUGUGGCACGCCUAGGGUUCCGUUUACCCAGCCGAGAAGACGAGAUUGGGAGAGAGCUGAUUCCGGUGGUUGUUUUAGGAAAUUACAUUUUGAAAAGGAUGGAGAAGAUAAGAUAGAACCAGGGAACGUGGGUGGUGAAAUGACGGAAAUACCCUCGAAGGUGGAGAAGAAGAGUUGGGCGGAUAUGGUGGAAGAAGACGAACAGAAUCAGAAUCUGCUUGACGAAAAUACGGAUUAUGGUGAUAAUGAAAACAUCAACGAAGAAGAAGGUGAAGAUUAUGGUGAUGAGAAUACGGAUUGUAAUGUAAUGAAUCGGAGGAUUGAAUCGUUGAGUUUACAGGAUGGAUAUCAAACGCAACCGGGGACUGCUAAAAGUAAAAAGGUUGACCGGUGUUUGACUUUUGGUAGCAUGAGUCAAAAUCGAAGUGAAGAAGAAAAUUACUGGUGUUCUUCGUCUGAAAGGAAGGAAAGCUUGGGGUAUGAAAGCUUGAACGGUGGCAAUGGAGGUUUUCCGGCGAGAAAUGGUUUUAAAGAUAUAGUUUUGACUUCGGAAAGGCCGAGAACUUUAGAAUGA